Leptinotarsa decemlineata (Colorado potato beetle) is the source of this 768-nucleotide messenger RNA. RefSeq lists its product as uncharacterized. The record is from RefSeq and is a predicted model, not a curated record. Lineage: Eukaryota; Metazoa; Arthropoda; Insecta; Coleoptera; Chrysomelidae.
AUGUUAGAUAUUGUUAUCUGUUUCAAUGCUCGUGAGAAUUUUAGGCUCAAAGUGUCUUGUGCAAUACUCCCGGUAAUCACUUCCAAAUUACCUAGAAUUCCGCUAAACAAAAAUAGCUUGAAUAUUCCGUCAGAAUUCAGACUUGCUGAUCCAGAAUUUCACAUUCCAUCCGAUGUGGACCUUCUCCUGGGCGCUGACGCCUAUUACGACAUUUCACUGCCACAAAUCCACAGGCUAGGUCCCAAACUUCCUACCCUUCAGCUGACGAGGCUCGGCUGGAUUAUUGGAGGACAAUUGCCUCCUCAGAGGGUUCCGAAACAAGGCAAGGUUUCACUCCUUUGCCAAAAUGCCUGCGAAUCCACAGAUUCAUUAGGUGAAAUUCUUUCUAGAUUCUGGGAAGUUGAAGAGCUUCCAAAGUCUAAGUUCUUAUUAGCAGACGGAGAGCUUGCUGAACAAAUUUUUAUUCAAACGCAUGUGCGUCUCAAAGAUGGUACGUUCCAAGUAGAUUUUCCUUUCGAAUGCCCCACUGAGAAGAUUCCUCUUGGGGAUUCCUUCCAUAUUGCAAAAAGGCGAUUUACCAAUUUAGAGAAACGGCUCCAAAAUAAUCAAGAAUUAUUUUCCGCUUAUAAAAAUUUCAUUGAUGAAUAUGUGUCAUUGAAACAUGCCACAUAUGUUCCAUUUAAUCCCACCGACAAAUCCGCUGAGAUAAAAUAUUUCCUUCCGCAUCACUGCGUUAUCAAGGAGUCCAGUGAAAAUGGAAGAAAUUAA